CCUGAGAGGGCCGUCGCCCCUCCGGCUGAGAAGCCUGAGAGGGCCGUCGCCCCUCCGGCUGAGAAGCCUGAGAGGGCCGUCGCCCCUCCGGCUGAGAAGCCUGAGAGGGCCGUCGCCCCUCCGGCUGAGAAGCCGGAGAGGGCCGUCGCCUCUCCGGCUGAGCAGCCGGAGAGGGCGGUCGCCUGUCCGGCUGAGCAGCCGGAGAGGGCGGUCGCCUGUCCGGCUGAGCAGCCGGAGAGGGCGGUCGCCUGUCCGGCUGAGCAGCCGGAGAAGGCGGUCGCCUCUCCGCCAUGGAUCAGCAACGUCGGCCAGGCCCAUCAGUUGCAGCCGUGGGUCAGUGAUGUCAGCCGGGCAUUCGUGGGGCAGUGCUGUCAGCCAGGCCCCUCAAGUGCAGUCGUGCGGCUGUGCCAUCAGCCAGGACCAUCAGGUGCAGCUGUGGGGCUGUGCCGUCGGCCAAGCCCGACAGGUGUGGUCGUGGGGUAG
Messenger RNA from Schistocerca americana (American grasshopper), 483 nucleotides. Its product is annotated as alpha carbonic anhydrase 8-like. The transcript is spliced from 2 exons. The annotation marks the transcript as partial. NCBI's taxonomy places the organism in Eukaryota, Metazoa, Arthropoda, Insecta, Orthoptera, Acrididae. The record is from RefSeq and is a predicted model, not a curated record.